Messenger RNA from Ictidomys tridecemlineatus (thirteen-lined ground squirrel), 4596 nucleotides. Lineage: Eukaryota; Metazoa; Chordata; Mammalia; Rodentia; Sciuridae. The record is from RefSeq and is a predicted model, not a curated record.
CGCAGCGCGCCGCAGUCCGUCCCCUGCGCGGCGCCGGAGCCAGUGGGCUGCGGCCUCGUCACGUGCCCCCACGGCCGAGGAAUAGGUCUGAUCAAUUUCUGUCUGCGUCUGCCUAGGCUGUGCGCCUAUCGAUCAUAUUGGUGUCUGCACAAACCCAGGAGGAGGAAGGUGCACGCUGCAGGUCCUCGGAUUUCGGGUUCCGGUGGUGGUGAAUUCUUUCCAAACAUAAGAGGAAUAAAGAAGUCACCUCCCCAGCUGUCAUCAUCCUCCAACAGAUUGAGCAAGAAUAGUUUGAGCAGUGCAGAAAAGACAGUCCAUCAAACCCUAGAUGAUGGUCGGCCAUGUGAAUUUCUCAAGAAAAGGAAUAGGGUGAAUGAAUGUGAUCAGAAAAGCAGCAGUGCAAAUGCUGGCCCAUCUUGGAGCAAAGCCCAGCAAUCAAGGAAGUCUUCAGGAAAACGGCAGAGUAAAUCCCAAGGACCCCAUGUUUCCUCCCAGCUGAGAAGCAGCCUCCUGGGGGCCUCCGCUGGAGGUGAGCCCCAGGCCAGCACCCUGGGCUCUAGGUACAGAGAGGCCUCGGAGAGUACACUGUUUCUUCACUUCCAGUCCAUGAAAAUUAUGAAGGAAGACGUGGAGGAGGACAGUGCAAGUGACCUGUCAGAUUCAGAAAGAAUUCCCAUUCCUCCUUCUCCGCUCUCCCCUCCAGAUCUCAAGCUUCGAGCUGAAGAAAUCGAUCCCAUUGACUUUGACCUUCCCCCAGGUCAGGGCCACACCAAGCCGGAGUACCACUAUCCUGAUUUCCUUCCGUCCCCUUUCAACUCCUGGGACCUGCGGGAUAUGGCCCUGCUUCUGAAUGCAGAGUGCAGAACCACGGAGGUGCCCCGGGCUGGGGGACUCCUCGGGAAGUACAUCGACAGACUCGUCCAGCUCGAGUGGCUGCAGGACCAGACUGUGCAGUGUGAAAAGGCCAAGGCGGCCAAGGCAAGGCCUCCUGCUGCCCCUAGGACCUUGGGGGCACUGAAGAGCCCCGGGAGAAGUAAGCUAAUUGCUACUGCCCUGUCCAGGCCACUACCGUACCUGGAAGGGGCUUCAAAGUCAGGCCCUUCACAAAAGAAAGGUUGGCACCAUGGAGAAGUUCACCCUUCCUGUUACACCUUUGAGACUUCCCCCAGGUCCCCGGAUGUGCCGAGUAGCACUAGGUGGUGUUCCCAGAAGCAAACCCCUGAGACAAGGACGGAGGAAAAGAAAAAGAGAGCAAAUAAGAGUAGCAAGCUGCAGGGCUGGGAUUUGCCUUACAGUGACAGCAGCCCCAAGAUGGAAACCAGUGGUAACAUCCGGAUUCCCAGACAGACAGCCAUGAUUCUGGACUCUGCAGACCCCUGCAAGAGCUCCAGAACACCAGCACAUGCAUACCUGAAGAAAAAGGGAAAUACAAAUAACUGUGGCCAUGCUACUGUGCCCAGUGAGAAGAAACUCAAAGCAAAUGGAGUAAAACAAAAGACGUGCAAAUUAAAAUAAUGAUGAUCUGCAAAGACUAUCGACCUCAAUACUGGAGCUCUUCCAAAAUUACACUUUAUGACUGACGGACAGCAUUUUAUGACUGACAGCUGAGUGGUUGAUUGGCUCUUUAGUCCACCCCACCCCCAGUAGUGUUAUUUUCGGUAGUCUGUGUCUUACAGUGAGACUUUCUUUGCAUUGACAGUCUUAGGCAUUGAGAACCCUUUAGGUAAAAAUUAACCAAAGUAUGUGCCGUAUAAAGGGAUCACAUGGCAGUACUUGGGAAGAAUCAAGGAAACUUCUGGGUGGGACUGAUAGGUUGGUGCCCCAUUUCCUCUUGCAUGUAAGCGUGUAAAACAGGGCAGACUGUUUGAAAUGAUGUGAAGUCCUAGCAUUUGGAACAAGACACUCUCCUGCUUUUGCGGAAGCUCUUCAAGCAGAAUUUGUAUUCAUUUUAUUCCCAGAGAAGCCUCAUUCCUUCUGGGUCAGGGAGUACACAGGUUUCUAUUUUGAGCAGUCAUUUGUCACUGAAUUGCUCGCUCACUAGAGACAAAGGCAUCUGGAACUUCAGUACUUCUCUCUGACAUGGGAUUUUUUUUUUUUUUUAAAGGAAUCAUUGAAUUUAGAGGCCGUGGUGAAGUCCCAUUUCUGAGUUUUCUAAACAGAUUAAAAAUAAUUUGCAGCUUUUCCAGUUGGAAAGCCUGGGGGUUGAAGCUUGAUUUUAUUGUUUGGUGUGGCGUCCAAGGGUCUCUGCUGUGGGAGGCUUCCCUGAAGGGGGUCCCCAGGAACAGCCCCUCUUAGAAGUUGGGAACGAAGGGCCUGCAAUAGCUGAAAAUUCAUGGGACGUGCUGCGUAGCAGUUACUAAAUUACUGACUUGGGACCUAGAUUCUGUUGUCCUUAGUCAAAAAUAAUGAUCUGUUUCAGUUUGUAAGAGCAAGGUUCUACCAUCUAGCCUGGGCGUGGGGGCGGGGAGGCCCCAGGAAGUGCUGGAGGGAGGAGUGUAGACAAGUCGCUGGAUGUGUUCUCACCAUCCAGAUCUAGACUUGGUUUCCUGGCUCUUCUACAAGUAUCUUCCUUCUCUGGAGUUAAGUGACAUCUUGUUCCUAUGGUUGUGCUGGGAACUUUCCGUUGAUGUUUGUAUCUUCAAGACCUUUGGUUGACAGAUUCUUGAUAGUGUGUUUUAAUGACUGGACAGUGGUUGAUUUUAUCCGUUCAGACAAUAACUGUGUUUGGUUUUUUGUUGUUGUUUUGUUUUUACAUCUGUGUUUCUGUCUUUUCACCUUUGGGGCAAAUGAAAAACUUGGCAUGUCAUAUUUGAACAUAUAGUGGUUUAUGAACUCUUAUUGCAAAUAGCACAGAGACAAGACACAAUGUGCAGAGGUUAAAUAAUAAGAUAUCUUUUAAAAACAUGACUUUAAUCAUACGAAACAACAGAGGAGAAUUUUAUAAUAGCCUUUUUUUCCUGACUUUACGUGCAAGUUUUUGCAGAUUCUUCACCUCGUGCACCACCCCACUGGAAAAAGCAUGCUGUAUGCUACGGUCUUCUGCCUGUUUAUGCAACCAAAAGAUGUACACGUAGUAGGCAUUGCUCCCGUAGUCCUCAAAUAUGCGCUUAACCUUUGUCCUCAGUAGAUGCAUUGCAUUGGAAAAGCAGCCCUUAUUCUCCUUUCUGUGGUUCCUGAGUGGUGUCACUUAUGCCCUGGCCUGCCCUGCUCCCCGUGAGCCCUGAUCAGUCCACUGCGUGUGGUUGGCACCCCUUGUCAUUCUUUCUCUGCAAGAUUUUUAUUCAGCUCUUUAUAUAAAGUUUCAGGACCAAUUAAUAUAUGUAAUAUAAUAUCACACACAUGUGUAUUUCUUAUACGCACUGAGCGUUCGUGCUAAGCCCCUGCCUUUCCUGAGGUGUGCUCUCCUGGGUAUUCUCAGAGACCUAGAGUGGGUGAGGUGAAGCUGUUUCCUUUCCUGCCUCCCCUGUGUCUGAGCUGAGGAUCGUGUUGAUUGAGGAUAAAGCAAUGCCUCCUGCAUUCUUUCCCAGCUCUUUUAACUGGGAGAUAGUUAGUUGCUUCCUCUGGAGAAUAGUCAUAUAUUCAGACAGUUUUGAAAGCCAAAAAACUGUCUUUCCUUGUUUACUUUUUUUUUUUUUUUUGCCUCAAGUUGGUUAUUUUAACCAGUAUUAUUGGAUCAGAUCAGAGCUCCUAAUGAAGAGUAUUAAGAUUUUUUCUUAAAGUCAGGUCUAUUACAGUACUCACAUAAGCACAAUUUUAGUUUGAUGAACUCUGAUACACAUAUCCAACCCAUCUCAAUGCACUGACUGCUGCAGAAGAGAAUCUUGGCACUUCCAUGCCGAUGGUGUUGGAAAGCUCAACUGUGAACUCACUCGGUUCAUCGAAUCCUGAAUCUGGUGACAGAAGUCCUUGCGUUUUCAAGAAGUGCCUCUCAUUUCCGAGGAGUUGUUUACAUACACCUUGCAUUUAGACCAACUAAAAUGAUCUGAGGUCAAAACAAUCCAAAAGAGUGUGUGAAAAAAUAUUUCCAGCUUCCACUCAGUGGAAAAAAUUGUAGAAAAGUACAAAAAUGGGCCACAAAACCCCAUCAGAUUGUUUAGAGUUGGACUAUUUUCCAAAUCUUUGAAUGCCUAAAGGGGCUGAAGGUUUGUCAGCAACUUGAAGCGAGUAGAAUUGGUGGCCUGACAAAUGUCGGGGAGAUGCUGUCAUUGGUCUGAAGAUAGCUGCUAGCUACAAGGAGGAGGUACAUGGCAAUUCUUCAGCCAUCUAGGCCACAUCCCAGAGAGACCAGAAUCGCUGCGUUACGUGUAGAAAUGCUGUCUGUUUCCACUCUCCUUCUUUGCUCAUUUACUCAAGUAGUUACAUAAAAGUAUGAAGCUCUUGGUGGUCCAGCAUUUGAAGGUAACAGAGGCAGUAUUUAUUACUUAUUUAUGUACAUGUUCAAGACACUAUUUUAAAUGGCCUGGAAAUAUUCAGCAUGUUUCAUUGGUAUCAUAAUGAUUGUAUGUUUGGUUUUGUACAGAACCAAAUUCAUGUAAGUUUUUGUGAACUCAUAUUUUUUUCCUUCCUUGAGAUCAAUUAAACAGCAGAAAAAUAUUA